Oryza brachyantha (malo sina) is the source of this 1309-nucleotide messenger RNA. RefSeq names its product transcription repressor OFP1-like. Gene Ontology annotation, biological process: negative regulation of DNA-templated transcription. Bases 1 to 963 code for a protein of 320 amino acids. The transcript has a single exon. NCBI's taxonomy places the organism in Eukaryota, Viridiplantae, Streptophyta, Magnoliopsida, Poales, Poaceae. The record is from RefSeq and is a predicted model, not a curated record.
AUGUCAGAUUCUCGCAAGAUGGCGCUGCCGCUUUUCCACCGCAACAUCUCUUUGCUGCCACUCGCGGCAAACUUUUCCGUAAUAAAAAGUGGAGGUGCCGCACCUCGCUCGCUGCACGCUCUGCAGCUACCUAGCUCGCCGCUCUCCCCACUGUCCACGACCACCCUUCCCUCCUCCUGCUGCCCCUGCACGAUGCCAUUGCCGACCUCGUGGUUCCACAGGCUGCGGCGGAAGAGAAGCACGGCGAGAGGAGAUGCCAGCGACGUCGAGGCUGCGACCAAGACGGCUCCCAUGGCGGGAGCUCUGCCUCCCUGCUCCCCGAACAGAGCUUCCUACUACUUCCCGAGCAGAGAACGCCGCGCCGCCGCGGACAACCCCAAGGUCCGGGACACCCGCUUCCCGCGGAGUCCGCAGCCCAGCGACAUCGUGUUCGACGUCGUCGCCGUCUCCUCGGCGGCCGACCGGUUCGACGGGAUGAAGGAAAUGCCGGAGCUCAGGCUGCGGCCCAUACUCACCAAGCGCGCCGCCAAGAAGGGCGGCGACGGCGACGAGGCUUUGGACAGCGGCACUAGCGCGGCCGCGUCGCCGACGGCGUGCAGGGCGCGGCGGUUCCACGCGAGGCCGGCGAGCGGGAGGCGGAAGGGGAGGGUAGCGCCGGCGGCGUUGCCGGCCGAUGCCACCGCCCGGAGGCGGCGUCCCAGGCGGCGGUGCCGGUGGCUGUACGAGAGCCUGCUGGUCGUGAAGGAAUCCGCCGACCCCGAGGAGGACUUCCUGGAGAGCAUGGCGGAGAUGAUCGCCGUGAACGACGUCCGCUCGCCGCGGGACCUGGAGGAGCUGCUCGCGUGCUACCUCGCGCUCAACGCCGCCGAGCACCACCGCGCCAUCGUCGGCGCGUUCCGCCGCGCAUGGCUCCACACCGCCACCGCCACCGCCACCAUCGCUAACCCGAUCACGACCAAGUGAUCGUCUUCUCAUCGGAGACGGACGAUUGCUACGUGCCUGUACAGUGUGAUGGACCAUGAUGCAUGUGAAUUAAGAUGGUUUCUUGCACAAAUCGCAAGAUGGUUUAAUUCGAUCGUGCAGCAUGUGAAUUAAGAUAGUUCUUGCACAAAUUAAUCGCAAGAUGGUUUAUAAUUCGAUCGUGCUGCAUGUGAAUUAAGAUGGGUUUGAUUCGAUCGUGCUGCAUGUGUUUGCGUGGUCGAUGAAACGUGUGUGUUCGCCGUGGUUAAUUUCGUUGCGGCUGCAAAGCUGAGUGAGAGUGCACGCGCGUCCGUCACGGGGCAGCAUCCCAUCACGCUUUAGUUUUCAG